Molecule: messenger RNA, 1378 nt
Organism: Culex pipiens pallens (northern house mosquito)
Lineage: Eukaryota; Metazoa; Arthropoda; Insecta; Diptera; Culicidae
Exons: 3
Coding region: 398-1237 (279 amino acids)
Source: RefSeq, a predicted model, not a curated record
GGUCACUUCCAAACGCAUAGUCGCAUACCGUCCGGCAACCGGUGAAGAAAGGAUCUGCUCCAAAGUCGUCUGCAUUGAGAAUUGGAUCGUUUUCGAAGAAUUAACCGAUCAUAUUAGUGUGCAGAACUGCAGUGUGGUGUUUUUUUAAGUGAUUGAAGAAUUUUCACGCAAAGUUCUCGCCACGACGAGAAAGUGCCCGUUGAAGAACUGUUUGAUCAGAACAUACCUUUUUGGGACUGUUGUGUAUAUUUUGCGAAGAUUUGUGAUUUUAAGAACAAUACAGGACAAUUCUAGCGAAGAUUUUAGAGUUAUAAACGAAAUACAUUGAGUGGAUACAGUCCUUACAGAAGAUUUGAGCAGAUUUAGCAACAUAUAUUAAAUAAAAAUAAUCAGAAGAAUGAAGCAGUUUGUUGCAGUGCUGGCCUUGGUCACCCUGGCCCAGACGCUGUCCAUCGACGAUCGCACCCUGGACAUCAACAUCAACGUGGAGAAGAACUCUAACCACUAUCACCAUGGGAAGUUGAGGGAGGGCUCGUUCGAGUACGGACUGGACGUGGUCAAGGACAAGGUCGAUAAUCACUUCCAGCACAAGGUUAAGGGCCCGGACGAUGUGACGUACGGAUGUUACGGAUUUGUGGACCCCGACGGUAAGCCCCAUCUGGUGCACUACGUGUCCGACCUGAAGGGGUACCGCGUGUUGCCGCCAGAUCACGCCACCAAGAUCUACAUCGCCCGACUGGAGAAGAGCAUCACCAACGUGUACCAGGCCUCCAUCGAAAAGGACGUCCAGUGGAAGGAUCUGUUCUUCCCGCCGGCGUGCCGCACUCUGCGAGCGGAACUGGAAAAGGUAGCCCCAGCGACCACGGCUCGUCCCUUCACAACACCGCGCACAACUCCCCGUCCCCGACCCACGACCACCACGCAGGCCCCACUCCCGCUGGAACCGGAAUUCUCCGACUCGAGCAACGUGCAGGAAACGUUCGUGCCGCACCACCAACCGGACUGUGCCCACGUUUGCGACGAUCUGAAGGCGGAACUGGAGCAGCUCAAGGCCAAGCUGAACAACCUGAUCAACGACCUGGCCGCCAAGGAGGCACGCGAGAAGAAGAGCAAGCCCGCUAACGGAAAGUAUGCGUACAUGCCGGUGCUGAUCAGCGACAGCCUGCCGGAAGGCGUCGAGUCCAGCGGCAAGUUUGCCCUGCCAGCGUUCUCCCCGGGGCAGUGCGGUAGGCAGUGAACCGUUGGUUCUUUGAUUGUGUGAAGUGCAAUGUACAGAGAGUGUAAAUAGUUUUAAGGGACUUUAGUGUUAAGUACAAGAAUGCUUGUGAUGGAUGUUCUAGUGAGGGAUUUAGGUUAAGGGAGUGAUUAUGAAGUGAUA